UCGUCGUCGUCGUCGUUUUCUAAUGGCUUAUCAACCAACACCACGUCAUCCUCAUUUUUUGCUGGCUUCUUAGAUUUUUCCACAAGUUUAUUUAGAGGAGCGGUUAUGGGGUUCAAAAGUCUAUCCAAUGCUUCAUCUUUGUUACUUUUCUCCAGCUUCAGAGAAAAAUAUUUCUUCCGUAUGUUUCUUCAAACAGUAUUAAUUCGUUUCUUGACAUCUCUGUCAGCUUUACUCAAAAUAGGCGGAGUCAUUGCAACAACUCUACUACAGGUCUUGAUACAGGUCAGUCUACACAGACAGCUUUUCGAGACAGGUCAGUCUACGCAGACAGCUUUUUCGAGACAGGUCAGUCUACACAGACAGCUUUUCAGGACAGGUCAGUCUACACAGACAGCUUUUCGAGACAGGUCAGUCUACACAGACAGCUUCUUUUAGGACAGGUCUCUCUACACAGACAGCUUCUUUCAGGACAGGUUAGUCUACGCAGACAGCUUCUUUUAGGACAGGUCUCUCUACGCAGACAGCUUUUUCCAGACAGUUCUGUU
Molecule: messenger RNA, 545 nt
Organism: Ceutorhynchus assimilis (cabbage seed weevil)
Lineage: Eukaryota; Metazoa; Arthropoda; Insecta; Coleoptera; Curculionidae
Source: the annotation of a GenBank genome assembly